Molecule: messenger RNA, 468 nt
Organism: Striga hermonthica
Lineage: Eukaryota; Viridiplantae; Streptophyta; Magnoliopsida; Lamiales; Orobanchaceae
Source: the annotation of a GenBank genome assembly
AUGGCACCAGCUAAAGUUGAUUCGACUAAAAAGUCAGACCCAAAGGCUCAGGCCUUGAAGACAGCCAAGGCUGUAAAAUCUGGGGGAGCAGCCUUCAAGAAGAAAGCCAAGAAAAUACGCACCAAGGUCACUUUCCACCGUCCGAGGACCUUGAAGAAGGAAAGAAACCCAAAGUACCCUCGUAUUAGUGCACCCCCACGCCAGAAGCUCGAUCAGUACCAGAUUUUGAAGUACCCUCUGACCACUGAAUCAGCCAUGAAGAAGAUUGAGGACAAUAACACUCUCGUUUUUAUUGUCGACAUUCGUGCUGACAAGAAGAAGAUCAAGGAUGCUGUUAAGAAGAUGUAUGACAUUCAGACCAAGAAGGUCAACACUCUCAUCAGGCCCGAUGGAACGAAGAAGGCUUAUGUUAGAUUGACGCCCGACUUUGAUGCUUUGGAUGUUGCUAACAAAAUUGGGAUCAUCUAA